AAAAAGAAAAAACAAAAGAGAUAAUCAUUCUUUAUAAUUCUUUUUCAUUUCUUACAGAAUUUAGUGUGAACAACAUUUGCCUAUCAUAUCAGCGGAAAUAGAAAUAAAUACGGUAUAUAUAUAUAUAUAUAUUAAAUGUACAUUACUUUCUAUUAUCUCUUUUUUCUUCUUUCUCUUAUUUAAUGGAAUCAUUAUCAUUCAAACAUAUAAUGCAACCUAUUCAACGACAUCAUGAACAAGAAACAGUAACAGGAUCAUCAUCAUGUCUGAUACCAAUGAUAGUAUCUUGUCAUAACUGUCAUACAACUGCAACUCCUCUUUGGCGAAGAGACGAAAAAGGAAAUACCAUAUGUAAUGCCUGUGGACUAUAUUAUAAACUACAUCAAGUUCAUCGACCAAUGACCAUGAAACGAGAUGUCAUAAAAAGAAGAAAAAGGUUCAACUUUCCUACCAAUAUCUCCAAUAUCUUUCCCGCCACUGCCCCUCGUGCUACAGAGGUACAUCAUCAUCGUUAUCAUCAUCAGUUAGUGAAAUCACAUGCAUUAAAUGCGUCUCCCUGUACUUCUACUCUACCUCAGUUAUCAUCAUCGCAACAUCAACAAUAUUAUCGUCAUCACUGUAAUGAUGAGCAACAUCAUUGUUCAUGUUCAUCUAUGUCAGCAUCUAAAGAACAACAAAAUCAGCAAAAGGAUGCCUUAUUACUACCUCAUCUUCAAACGUUGAUCACCUCUCUUCAAUCUGCCAUUCAUAAUCAUGAAAUAGCAUCAACGAAAUCAUCAUUAUCCGAUCAUCUUCGUCUGGCCUUGGAAUCUCAAAAAGAUAAGUUGGAAAAGGAAAUCAAGCAAAUCGAUACCUUGUUGAAUCAAUCCCUCCCACUAUCUGCCAAAUGUCCAUCUGCUCAAAAUACGCAAUCAUCAACAUUAUCAUCAUCAUCAUCGUCCACAUCUAAUAUGUCUAUCUUCGCAACAGCAGCAUCCAAUCUUCACGGCACUUCGUCAUCAUCGUUACAAUACGAUGAUCCACUGAUACGAUUGUUAUCAGCCAUUUCUGCUUCUUCUUCUUCUGCUGCUGCUACUACUUCUUCCUCUACACAGUUAGGACAUAUUCUUGCUUCCAUACUUAUUCUUGGUAACAAUUCUAGGCUAUCCCAAUCCAUGCCCUCCUCUAUCUCUACUACUAUGGAUACAUCAUCAUCAUCAUCAUCAUCAUCAUCAAGUACACUAUCGUCCUCAGAUCAUCAUCGUUCUAAACCUUUCCAUUUAGCUCCUCUUCAUUCUUUAUCUUCGAAAACAAUUUAACAAUAAAAAAA
This is a messenger RNA of Halteromyces radiatus, 1309 nucleotides long. RefSeq lists its product as uncharacterized. The record is from RefSeq and is a predicted model, not a curated record. Gene Ontology annotation, molecular function: RNA polymerase II cis-regulatory region sequence-specific DNA binding; DNA-binding transcription factor activity, RNA polymerase II-specific; zinc ion binding. The transcript has a single exon. Bases 183 to 1298 code for a protein of 371 amino acids. Gene Ontology annotation, biological process: negative regulation of transcription by RNA polymerase II; positive regulation of transcription by RNA polymerase II. Lineage: Eukaryota; Fungi; Mucoromycota; Mucoromycetes; Mucorales; Cunninghamellaceae.